Messenger RNA from Callithrix jacchus (white-tufted-ear marmoset), 4400 nucleotides. RefSeq names its product olfactory receptor family 2 subfamily Z member 1 (gene OR2Z1). The record is from RefSeq and is a predicted model, not a curated record. Gene Ontology annotation, biological process: G protein-coupled receptor signaling pathway. Gene Ontology annotation, cellular component: membrane. Gene Ontology annotation, molecular function: G protein-coupled receptor activity; olfactory receptor activity. NCBI's taxonomy places the organism in Eukaryota, Metazoa, Chordata, Mammalia, Primates, Cebidae.
UCCCUAUUUCACCUCACAGCCUUUUUGGUAUCUGACCUCUGCUUUGGUUACAGGACCCCUGGGAUGAGGGGUAUUGAAGCAUUUCACCAUCUAUGUGACUGUCUUUAACUUGAACUUUAAAUUUGUGACUACAGGGAACAGAGAGCAGCUCUUUGCUGGGGCGUGGCCAAGUGUCUCAUUCAGAGAUGCCAGUUGCAUCUCCCCCAUUGCACGCCUUGGAGAGACACUAAUUGAUCAAGUUUUCUCCCUCCUGUGUACUGAUUCUAGCUGCAGCCUCAUCACUCUCCUCAAGACGCCAUCCCAAAAGGCCACUACCAAUAAAUGGCAAUUGGCAUGUGAGAUGGAAAUUAUUCGCCACCCCAUGUAGGAUUCUUGCCAUAGGUCAGCUAUUCUUCCUCAGCUAAAGUGCAUUGGGUGAAACAUGGGGGACGUGAAUCAGUCGGUGGCUCCAGACUUCAUUCUGGUGGGCCUCUUCAGUCACUCAGGAUCACGCCAGCUCCUCUUCUCCCUGGUGGCUGCCAUGUUUGUCACAGGCCUUCUGGGCAACACUGCUCUUUUCUUCUUGAUCCAUGUGGACUCCCGGCUCCACACACCCAUGUACUUCCUGCUUAGCCAGCUCUCCCUGUUUGACGUUGGCAUCCUCAUGGUCACCAUCCCCAAGAUGGCAUCAGACUUUAUGCGGGGGGAAGAUGGCAUCUCUUACGGAGGUUGUGCAGCUCAAAUAUUCUUUCUGACAUUGUUGGGUGUGGCCGAGGGCGUCCUAUUGGCCCUCAUGUCUUAUGAUCGUUAUGUCGCUGUGUGCCAGCCCCUGCAGUAUGCAGUACUUAUGAGACACCAGGUGUGUCUGCUGAUGGUGGGUGCCUCCUGGGUGGCAGGUGUGCUCAACGCCUCCAUCGAGACCUCCAUCACCAUGCACUUCCCCUACUGUGCCUCCCGUACUGUGGAGCACUUCUUCUGUGAGGUGCCAGCUCUACUGAAGCUCUCCUGUGCAGAUACCUCUGCCUAUGAGUUGGCGCUGUCCACCUCGGGGGUGCUGAUUCUAAUGGGCCCUCUUUCCCUCAUCGUGACCUCCUACAGUCACGUGUUGCAGGCUGUUCUAAGCCUGCGCUCAGAGGAGGCCAGACACAAGGCUGUUACCACCUGCUCCUCACACAUUGUGGCAGUGGGGCUCUUUUACGGUGCAGCCAUGUUCAUGUACAUGGUGCCCGGCACCUACCACAGUCCACAGCAGGAUAACCUGGUUUCCCUCUUCUAUAGCCUUGUCACCCCUACACUCAAUCCCCUUAUCUACAGCCUGAGGAACCGGGAGGUUUGGAUAGCUUUGGUCAAAGUGCUUAGCAGGGCUGGACUCAGGCAAAUGUGUUGGCUACAUAAAAACUGCUGGUGAAGAUUCCAGCAGUCCUCAAUCCCACACACCUUCCCAAAGUAGGUGGGUGGGAUUGAGGACUGUCAAUUGUCAAUAUGUGCAACUGGCCAAAUAUCCAGCCAUUGCACAAGGUGCAACUUUUUGAGACAAUGUCUGCCUUUUAAAUUGUGGUAGAAUACACAUAACAUAAAAUGAACCACUAUUAAGUGUACAAUUCAGCCACUAAGUACUUACGUCUAAGGCUAAGUGUCUGUCCAGUUCCUGCUCAUGACUAGCUAGGUUCAUGUUUUCCCUCAUGGACUUGUGGAAAGCAAUGGUGAUCAUCCCAAUCACAUUCAGCAUAUUUUUUUCUCUCUCUUUUCUUUUUGUAACAGAGUCUCACUUUGCUGUCCAGGCUGGAGUACGAUGACAUGGUCAUAACUCACUGUAGGGUCAAGGGGUCCUCCUGCCUCAGCCUCCUGAGUAUCUGGGACUAUAGGCAUGUGCCACCACUCCUAGCUAUUUUAUUCAUUUUUUGCAGAGAUGGGGUCUCACUAUGUUGCCCAGGCUUGUCUCGAGUUCCUGGGCUCAAGGAAUCCUCCCAUCUCAGCCUCCCAAAGUGCUGGGAUUAUAGAUAGUAUAUUAUUUCUAUAACAAUGCACCGCCCCACCUUUUUAAAAAAUGGAUCUCUAUCACCUAGACUGGACUGCAGUGGUACAAUUUCAGCUCACUGCAACCUCCACCUCCCUGGUUCAAGCAAUCUUCCCACCUUAACCUCUCAAGUAGCUGGGAUUGCAGGUGUGUGGCACCAUGCCUGACUAAUAUUUGUAUUUUCAGUAGGGAUGGGGUUUCACCAUGUUGGUCAUGCUGGUCUUAAACUCCUGACUUCAAGUGAUCUGCCCGCCUUGGCCUCCCAAAGUUCUGGGACUACAGGUGUGAGACCCUGUGCCCAUCCAGAAAUGUAAUAUAUUAUAAAGCUAAUAUUUAGACAUUAUAAAGCUAACAAAACUCUGAAGAAGUGAGAAGAAAAGAAAAAAUAAAUCACUGGCAACUUAGAUAUUUUAUCAAAAAAGGCAUAUUUACAGUGUCUAUCAGGUAGUAAGUAAAAUAUACAAAUUAAUUCAAAAUAUAUAAGGAGCUCCAACAACUCAGGAGAAAAAAAAAUCUUUAUUUUUUUUUGAGUUGGAGUCUCACUCUGUUGCCCAGGCUAGAGUGCAGUGGCUCAAUCUCAGCUCAUCGAAACCUCCACCUCUCAGGUUCAAGCAAUUCUCCAACUUCAGCCUCUUGAGUAGCUGGAAUUACAGGUUCCUGCCACCACGUCUGGCUAAUUUGUGUAUUUUUAGUAGAGAUGGGGUUUCACCAUGUUGGCCAGGCUGGUCUUGAACUCCUGACCUCAUAUGAUUUGCCCACCUGGGCCCAAAAUGCUGGGAUUAGAGGCAUGAGCCACCAUGAAUCUCCAUCCUGAAUCCCCACAGACUCACUCCACCUCCUCACCUUUUAUUCAUCCACUUCCUGUGAGAGCUGAUCCCAAUCUACCCUAACUUCCAGCUGUUCUUGUUCUCAUCCCCAUCUGCCUGAGUUUCCCUGGGUUAGGAAAAGGCAGGGAAGGAGGGUCUGUGCCCACGGGGAGCAUUUUACUCUUUCAGGAGCACAUGAAGGUGAGAAUUAGAAACUUCUCCUUGGGUUUGAGGACUUGGAGAAAUACAGUGAGAUGCCAGAUAUCUGACACCUCUGUCUAUACAGGUAAUGUAGGAAUGGGGUCUUAGGAUGCAAAUAAAAGCAACAAAAAAUAAAGAAAUUCGUUGGGCAUGGUUGGGCUCACACCUAUAAUCCCAGCACUUUGGGAGUCCAAGGGAGGAGGAUUGCUUGAGUGUAGGAGUUUGAGAGCAGCCUGGGAAACAUAGUGAAACCUAGUCUCUAUUGUAAACAGAAAAUUUAGCGGGGCAUGAUGGUGCACACCUGUGGUCCCAGCUACUCAGGAGGCCCUGGCGGGAGGAUCACCUGAGACUUGGAGGUGGAGCCUGUAGUCAGCCAAAAUCAUGCCACUGAACUCCAGUCUAGACAAUCAGAGUGAGACGCUAUCUCAAUAAAAUCAAUAAGUAAAUAAUAAAAAUAAAAAAAGGAAGAAAAAACUUUUUCUUAGUAGGUCAUUAACUCCUCACAUCAUGUUCUACAAUCUCCCUUCUUGCAGACCACAGAGCCCCUUUCCUGUGGAGUUGGGUAGGUGGAUUGAAAGCAGGGCAGCCCUGAGACACCUGUGUAGUUGGGUUGUAGAAGCCUUCCCAGCACCUUGUGAUGACUUACAGGUGCCUCACUUUUCUCUUGCCCCAAAUUUAAAACACCCAAUCUCAUUGCAGGUCCAUGCAUCUCUUCCUCCUUCUUGCUCUCCAACACACACCCACACACCCCACAGGGUCACCCUGCAGGCGUCCCCAGCACACAGCACAGCUCACUUGCUCGCUCCUGCGUGGUCGCUCCUGGAUUCCAUGCAGUAAUCACUGGGGCUUCUUGGGCACCGGGAGCCUUUCAUGGUUUAAAUUUCCAGGGUUCUCUAAGUCAGCCUAUGCCAGCGUUUCUCUGUGUCCUGCAAAGAUUUCUUUUUGGCCCCUGGAUUCUUUACUUCCUUUGAGAGAGGAGUGUCAGCUCCAAAACUGGUUCCAAAGACUUGGGCUGUGGGGCAACUGAGCUGUGGCCAGCAGCAGGAGGAUCAAACUCUGACAGCUGCGCUCUUGGGGGAAUCCUUUAUGCGUCAGCAGUGGGUGGAGCCAGGGGAUUUGUCAGCAGAAACUGAUGUGAUUGGCAGUUCCUGGUAUGACAAUGGGAGGGGCCUGCAAGAAGGGUUUGGGCAUAACUCAAUUAAUAGAUAAUCAGUCUACAGAAUCUGCCUAAUCUCAUCAGCAGCCAAUUGUUUCCUGUCCCCCUCCCAUCCUCUAGGUCUUGCCUAAUAAUGAUAGACCCUUUCUGUAAUGCCCAAUUCAUGCAUCACUGAAAUAGAUUUGAUGUGUGCCUUUUAUAUUUUCAUGGAAUAAAAAUAUGUUAAUUUUCACAGUGGAUA